AUGAGUUUCCGUGCUAUAACUGCAAAGGCUACUGCCAGGCCAAUGAUGAGGGUAGCAGCUCGUCAGAUUCCAAUUGGUGUGCGUUGUAUGUCUACUCCUGCUCCUCAGGAGCCAAAGGCAAAGGCCAAUUCGAUUAUUGAGGCUUUGCCAGGUAACAGUGUCUUGUCGAAGACCGGUAUCUUGGGUACUUCGGCAGCAGCAGCCAUAUACGCUAUCUCUAACGAACUGUACGUGAUCAACGACGAAAGCAUCCUGUUGGCCACUUUCUUGGGUUUUUCCGCAAUCGUGGUCAAGUUUUUGGCUCCAGGCUACAAGGAAUGGGCAGAUGCUAGAGUCAAGAAAGUUCACGACAUCCUAAAUGCUUCGAGAACCAAGCAUGUCGACGCAGUUAAAGACAGAAUCAACUCUGUCUCUGAGUUGCAAAACGUUCAGGACAUCACCAAGGUUUUGUUCGAGGUUUCGAAGGAGACCGUCAAGUUGGAAGCCGAGGCUUUCGAGUUGAAGCAGAAGGUCGAUUUGGCCAACGAGGCUAAGUCUGUUCUAGAUUCGUGGGUCAGAUACGAGGCUUCUGUUCGCCAAUUGCAGCAGAAGCAAUUGACCGAAGCCGUGCUUGCCAAGGUCAAGGCUGAAUUGAGCAACCCAAAGUUCCAAGACAGGGUUUUGCAACAGUCUAUCACUGAAGUUGAGCAACUGUUUGCCAAGUUGAAAUAA
This is a messenger RNA of Torulaspora globosa, 711 nucleotides long. It is a transcript of the gene ATP4, whose product is annotated as F1F0 ATP synthase subunit 4. NCBI's taxonomy places the organism in Eukaryota, Fungi, Ascomycota, Saccharomycetes, Saccharomycetales, Saccharomycetaceae. Bases 1 to 711 code for a protein of 236 amino acids. Gene Ontology annotation, biological process: proton motive force-driven ATP synthesis. Gene Ontology annotation, molecular function: proton transmembrane transporter activity. The transcript has a single exon. The record is from RefSeq and is a predicted model, not a curated record.